Messenger RNA from Prunus mume (Japanese apricot), 1881 nucleotides. RefSeq names its product phosphatidylserine decarboxylase 1 (gene PSD1). NCBI's taxonomy places the organism in Eukaryota, Viridiplantae, Streptophyta, Magnoliopsida, Rosales, Rosaceae. The record is from RefSeq and is a predicted model, not a curated record. Gene Ontology annotation, biological process: phosphatidylethanolamine biosynthetic process. Gene Ontology annotation, cellular component: mitochondrion. Gene Ontology annotation, molecular function: phosphatidylserine decarboxylase activity.
UCGCAAACCACUAAAUCCUAAACCCUGCUUACCCUGCAGUGGUGAGAGGCUUAAGCCUGAAACUGAAUCAAAUAUUUUAACGAGAUGAAAUUUAGGGCUUCACAUGGAGUCCUUAUAUUCUCUCACUCUACACGCCUCAAUUCCCUCCAUAACCAGCGACGCUGCUUCGCUUCAUUUCUUAAAAAACUCCAUAAACCAACUCAAGCUCGCUCCUUUUCCAAUGGCGGAGGUGGUGGUUCUAAAGGUGAUUCUUUUCUCUUGCCUGGUGCAACGGUGGCUACAUUGCUUAUGCUUGGUGCUCUACAUGUUCGUCGGAUGUAUGAUGACAGGAAGGUUGAGGAGGCACGGGAGAAGGGAACGGAAUUUGAGUUUCAACCUGAUGUAAAAUCGACAUUUUUAAGAUUGCUGCCUUUGCGCUCCAUUUCCAGAUUUUGGGGUUUAUUGACUAGUGUAGAAAUCCCAGUCUCUCUACGUCCGUAUGUUUAUGGAGCGUGGGCUCAAGCAUUCCAUUCAAACUUGGAAGAAGCAGCUCUCCCUCUGGAUGAAUACACGUCUUUACGAGAGUUCUUUGUUCGCACCUUGAAAGAAGGUUCCAGGCCUAUUGACCCUGACCCACGAUGUCUGGUUAGUCCUGUGGAUGGUACUGUAUUACGAUUUGGGGAGCUUAGAGGAGCAGGGGCUAUGAUUGAGCAAGUCAAAGGUUUUUCUUAUUCAGUUUUUUCCCUGCUCGGUGCAAGCUCAUUUCUUCCUUUGAUAGCUAAAGGAGAUGUGCAUGAGGAGAGUAGUGAACCAGAAAAUGCUUCCAGGGAGAAGAGUAAGAAGUCAUGGCUGAGAGUUUCGUUGGCUUCUCCUAAAGUUUGGGACCCUGUAUCAGCAUGUCCUAUGAAAGGCCUCUUUUACUGUGUAAUUUACUUGAAGCCUGGAGACUAUCAUCGCAUACAUGCACCAGCUGAUUGGAAUGUUCUUGUCCGCCGUCAUUUUUCUGGUCGUCUACUUCCUGUAAAUGAACGUGCUACAAGAACUAUCAGAAACCUUUAUGUUGAGAACGAACGGGUUGUGCUUGAAGGUUUAUGGAAAGAAGGAUUUAUGGCACUUGCUGCUGUUGGAGCAACGAAUAUUGGUUCAAUUGAGCUUUCCAUUGAACCAGAACUUCGGACAAACCAGGCAAGAAAGAAGUUACUGCACUCAGAGCCUCCAGAAGAACGGAUAUAUGAACCUGAUGGUAUUGGUAGGACGCUCAAGAAAGGAGAUGAGGUAGCCGCAUUCAACAUGGGAUCAACUGUUGUGCUUGUCUUCCAGGCUCCCAUAUCACUAUCACAAGAAAAUGGGGAUUCCUCAUCAGAGUUCAGGUUUUCGGUCCAACGUGGGGAUAGAGUCCGUGUUGGGGAAGCCUUGGGGAGAUGGCAGGAUCAGUAGUAAGCCCCGGGUAGCUAGCCUAUAUAUGGUGUAUUCAAUCUUUUCAUGAUGAAACAAAAAAAGAGUAUGUUAGCCAUGUACCAAAUUGCUGAAAUUGAAGUAAUGUAUCAUUAAUCAGCGCAAUGCUGCCUUUUACAGGUUUACAGGUUCUAGUUAUGGGACUAUAUUGAAAGAAACUUGGAUGUUCAUAGAGCCCCUCCACAAUCUACCAAGCUAGCACUUUCUUGGAGAUUAGGAAGUGAAUAGUAGAUAAGAAUUUCCUAUGGCUAGGUGAUUGUUGAAUGAGAGUAAUUUGAUGUAUCGUCGUUUGCGUCGAAUGUUAGGAAAUUCUUACAGAUUUGUCCAUCUAAUUAUGUGAGGUGAUUUGAUACUAAUAUGGUCUGUUCAUUAAUCAUCUCAUAACUGGGUGAAAUCCCUUAUUUUUAAAUCAAGUUUAUAAUUCGAACAUAUAAUAAAACUUUUGGG